GAAUUUUUGUGAAUGGCUUGUAUUGUUGGGUCUGGGAGUUCUAGGCGCACGUUGUCCCCGUGUGUCCCCAGCCUGUAUAUUUGAUACAACGCUGACAUGAACACACACGGGAAAUCCAAACAAUGGCGUGGUAUGUGAGACUGUCGCCGACCUGGAAUAGGAUCUCACAGACCAGAAGGCGCUGUACUUGAGGCCACAACAAACUUGACUUCGCCGAUUUCAAGAUGGCGGCGUCCCGUGUGGUCCGCCAGUUGCGGUAUUGCCACGAGAGCCCUGACCAGUACAAGCUUUGUGACAACCAGAUCUGUGUGCCAGUCAACCGAGACUGCCCGUGUGACCUGGAGCAGUUCCAGUGUCUAGACGGCCGCUGUCUACAUCCCAGUCUACUGUGUGACGGCAACUUAGACUGCAGCAACGGCGAGGAUGAAACCAUAUGUAAAUCUUCUCCCGCAUCCGAUAAAGAUGCUAGUCCCCCAACCUCGGUGAUAGCGGGCGUGUGCAUCGCCAUCAUUGUCGUCACCCUCGCCGUCAUAAUGGUGCUGGUGUUCCUCAGACGACGGCGGCUGCGGGCCCUGCAUCGGGAGUCAGGUUCGGAACCCCUUCAAAGCGGCGUGUCCAGCAGCGACCCCUCCACCGAGACUGAACACACCAGCGACAGCGACGCCUAUAGACUCGCUCCUAAAGACGACAUAGAUGACUUUUCAGAUUUCGCUGAUGCGCUGUGUACUUCAACUCCUAGACCGGAUAUCCGGCGGCAAGUAAAUCCGGGUCAAGGUCGUCAAGGGGCGAUGAAAGCGUCAAUGCUGAUGUCAGUGACGUGACGAAUCGUAACACUGGCUUAGAUCGGAUUGCUGUCUUUUGAUAUAUAAUUUCAAGUGAUAUUAUUCUGUGACCUGACAAAUACCCAAUAGUGACCAAUGCUGUCCUGUCUUAGGACAUAGGCGGUGCUGCUGUUUGACUCGCUUUUUCAAAGAGAGCCUGACAACAUGUAUAAAGGUCAUCUGUGGUCAAGCAAAGUGCGAUGAAAUUUAACGGAACGAUUAUGCUGUGUUUCCCCAGAUGGAACCCCAUACCUGGUGGUCUCCGCCUUGAUACCGCUGGACUAUUGCCAGAACGGCAUCAAAUCAUACUCACCCAUUGUUCUGGUAUUCUGUACAUCUCUUUCCAGUAUCAUUACGUGAUAUCAAUUGUUCUACUCGAGUGCUAUAUUUCGUUAUGUUUUUGCAGAAUAAUAACUUUCUUGAAUACGUGAUGUUCAGUAUAAAACUAAAUAUGAGAAGACCAUGGACGAGUUAAGUGAUUUCUAUUGCCAGUCGUGUGGAGCAUGUGUUCUCAUGUAUGUACAUAUUCACUGUAAACGAGAAAUGUUCAAUGGCCAAGCUCAGUGGUAUACAAUUGUGCUACUUCAAUGUUUGAAGAUCAAAUGUUUGAUUUACACUAAACAUCAAUCAACGACCAAUACGUUUCUUCGCAAAAUGAGUCCAAUCAGGACAUAUACAAAGUCUAUGACGUCAAACGUUUGUUCUCGCUCAAUCUUGAUGUUGACCGAGAGACCAAUGUGUAAAGAUUUUGAUACUGCUGUAUAUUUUUGUUUACAAAACUAAAAACAAAUAAACUGUUGAUAUUCAACAUG
Molecule: messenger RNA, 1633 nt
Organism: Haliotis rubra (blacklip abalone)
Lineage: Eukaryota; Metazoa; Mollusca; Gastropoda; Lepetellida; Haliotidae
Product: SCO-spondin-like
Exons: 6
Coding region: 225-821 (198 amino acids)
Molecular function (GO): protein binding
Source: RefSeq, a predicted model, not a curated record